This is a messenger RNA of Sitophilus oryzae (rice weevil), 853 nucleotides long. Its product is annotated as decaprenyl-diphosphate synthase subunit 1-like. NCBI's taxonomy places the organism in Eukaryota, Metazoa, Arthropoda, Insecta, Coleoptera, Curculionidae. The record is from RefSeq and is a predicted model, not a curated record. Gene Ontology annotation, cellular component: mitochondrion; transferase complex. Gene Ontology annotation, molecular function: prenyltransferase activity. Gene Ontology annotation, biological process: isoprenoid biosynthetic process; ubiquinone biosynthetic process.
CUCCUUUCCUCACAACGCGAAGUAGCUAUGAUUUCGGAAAUGAUUCACACAGCCUCAUUGGUACACGAUGACGUCAUCGACCAAUCGGAUUUCAGAAGGGGGAAACCUAGCGUCAACGUAAUGUGGAACCAUAAAAAGGUAACCAUGGCGGGAGACUUUAUCUUGGCCGUCGCUUCCAUGAUGAUAGCUAGGUUAAAAAACAACGAUGUUACUUUAGUUCUUAGUCAGGUAGUCAGUGACCUCGUGCAAGGCGAAUUCAUGCAGCUCGGUUCGAAGGAAACGGAAAACGAAAGAUUUGCUCAUUAUUUAACGAAGACUUACAGGAAAACUGCCAGUUUAAUAGCCAAUUCAGUCAAAUCGGUGUCGAUAUUAGCUGGAGCCGAUGAACAAUUAUCUGACUUGGCCUACCAAUAUGGCCGCAACAUGGGCCUAGCUUUCCAAUUGGUUGACGACUUGUUGGACUUUGUUUCCUCAUCAGCAGCUAUGGGCAAACCCACUGCUGCAGAUCUUAAAUUGGGUCUAGCCACAGCACCAGUACUUUUUGCAUGCGAAAAGUACCCCGAACUCAAUCCAAUGAUCAUGCGUCGGUUCCAAGAACCCGGUGACGUGGAGAAAGCCUUCGAACUAGUGCACAAAAGCCAAGGCCUGGAACAAACCCAAUUUCUGGCCAAGCAACACUGUUCCGAGGCCAUCAGGAUAGCCAACCUGUUCAAGGAAAGUCCCUACCAAAAAGGGUUGGUAGUAGCCGCAGAUUAUGUCCUAAAUCGAAUGAAAUAGCGAAUUGUGUUGUUUAUUCUUCCUUGUUUUGUAUAGUUUGUUAUUUCUGUCUGUCCAGUGCUUUGGUACUAUAGUA